GCGCCGCCAGCGACCCCUCUGCUCGGAGCUGCUGUUGGCGUCGCCGUCGUCAAGCCCGCUUCUGUCCUCGUCGUCGUCGGCCGCCCUGAACUCGUGUCUCUGUCCUCGUCGUUGAGCCCGUCUCCGGCUUCGAUCCCUCUCACGGCGAAGUGCGAACGUCCCUCUCUGCCGCCGUGGAAUCUUCUCCUCGCCGUCGCAAACCGUUGCUCUUCGGCCCCGUUUUCGUCGGUCGCGAGCGGUUGCUCGAUCCUCUUCAAGCGCGUCCUCUCUCCGUGAAUCUCUGCCCGAAGCCUCGCCGUCGCGAACUGAUCCUCUUCCGAGCUCACUCUCUGUCCAAGCUCACUCUGUCACAGCCGUUCCUCCCUCGUGUCUCCAAGUGCAAUCAAAGAGAAUGAAGAAGCCUAUCGUAGCUUUGUUAAUGGUAAUAUUCUUUUCUGCGUUCAACUGCUUCAACGCCGAAGAAGCUUUCGAUGUUCGCAAGCAUCUCUCCACUGUUUCCAGGUAUGGUGCUGUAAAAGAAAUUGCAAACGGUAAUUUUAUACCUUCUAAAGUUCCUGAAGGAUGUGUUCCAACUCACUUAAAUCUUGUGGCAAGGCAUGGAACUCGUUCUCCUACAAAGAAAAGGAUAAGAGAGUUAGAUAAUUUGUCGUUACGGUUGGAAGAUCUUAUAAAGGAUGCCAGAAGGCGAAAUUUGCAUUUGGAAAGAGUUCCUUCCUGGCUAGAUGGAUGGAAAUCUCCUUGGCAAGGAAGGCUCAAGGGUGGUGAGUUGAUUAGCAAAGGAGAGGAAGAAUUAUAUGAUCUUGGACUCAAAAUUAGAGAAAAGUUUCCAAGUUUGUUUGAUGAAGAGUACCAUCCAAACAUAUAUACAAUAAGGGCAACUCAGGUUCCUCGAGCCUCGGCCAGUGCGGUAGCAUUUGGGAUGGGGCUUUUUAGUGGAAAUGGUAGCCUUGGACCUGGGAAACAUCGAGCGUUUUCUGUUAUAAGUGAAAGCCGUGCUAGCGACAUCAUGCUGAGAUUUCAUGAUUGUUGUCAUAACUACAAGCAUUUCAGGGAGAAGCAGGAACCCGCUGUUAAUAAACUUAAAGAACCUGUAUUGAAUGAAAUCACAUCUGCAUUAAUUGGGCGCUAUGGACUGAAUUUUACGAGGCAGGAUAUAUCAUCUCUUUGGUUUUUGUGUAAACAGGAAGCAUCCUUAUUAGACAUUACCAAUCAAGCAUGUAGUCUUUUUGGCCCUUCUGAGAUUAUGUUGCUGGAGUGGACAGAUGACUUGGAGGCUUAUAUCCUUAAGGGUUAUGGAAACUCGCUCAACUAUAGAAUGGGAUUGCCAUUACUUGAAGAUGUUGUGCAGUCUAUGGAACAAGCUAUUCAAGCUGAAGAAGAAAGACGCCCUCCUGGAAGCUUUGAAAAGGCAAGACUUCGGUUUGCACAUGCGGAAACUAUAAUUCCAUUUUCGUGUCUGCUUGGUUUAUUUCUUGAUGGAUCCGAGUUUAAAAAAAUUCAGAAGGAGCAACCUUUGCAGCUCCCUCCAAAGCCUCCACAGAAAAGAACCUGGAGGGGUAGCACUCUAGCCCCAUUUGCAGGCAAUAACAUGCUGAUAUUGUAUAGUUGUCCGGCUCAAGACAAAUCUAAAAGCAAGCACUUUGUGCAAGUGCUGCACAAUGAACACCCCAUUCCAAUGCCUGGUUGUGAUGGUUCUGAUUUCUGUUCAUUUGAGGUCUUCAAGGAAAAAAUAGUUGCACCUCAUCAGAAGCAUGACUAUGAUACAGUCUGUAAUCCGAAGCAGGAGCCAUCCUCUGGCAGUAUAUAUCAAAUGUUUCAGUGGCUUUUCUCGCUCAGCAAAGGUGAUAAACAGCCCAGAGAUGAAUUUUAGUUUGUUUGCUAGACUUGAGCAUCGAUCCGGUCUAAGCAAGAACCAAUUUAGAUAGAUUUUGCUGCCACUGUGGGAUUGCCUUUGCUAUCUUAGGCUUGCUGCCUUAUGCCAAGAAUUGGAGUUGGAUAGAAGUUGAGUUUAAAAUGUCAGUUUUUCCCUUUUCUCCCAGUAGCAAUGCUUCUAUAGUUAUCAGAGGCAGAAUUGAUGUGUCAUUUCAUGACUCUUGAACUCUAGUUUUCUUCUUAUGGAAUAGUUUGACACUAGACACAAUGGUCUGCAUUUUGUUUUUUAUCUUUUUGUUUUUCUUUUAAUAGCUAACCAUAGGAUAAUCCCAUACCCCUACUUUUAUUCUUCUUUCUUGGUCAUGGACAAUAAUCCUACUCUUUAAAGGAGCUAAAAUUGGAAGUUUUGUAUGGAAAAUAAGAAUUUUAAGUUUCCAAUGCAUUAGUAAUUUUAUUUUA
Molecule: messenger RNA, 2331 nt
Organism: Arachis ipaensis
Lineage: Eukaryota; Viridiplantae; Streptophyta; Magnoliopsida; Fabales; Fabaceae
Source: RefSeq, a predicted model, not a curated record